UCGCACAAGGACGUGCCACUUCAACUCCAUUCGACGGAGCUGGACAAAAGACCCUCAUAACCACGCUAUAGCUCAAUCUAGUUACAGAGAGCCGCCCAGAUAUCAAUGGAUUCUCCAGUCGUCGACGCUAUAGACGCGCAGAUUGUGAACCAUCUCAGGGCAUUUGCGCAAGAGGCGGCCGACAGAUGUAUGCCAGCGGCGUCUAGAUGGGCCUCGGAGCUUGUCUUGGCGACUGCACCUGCUUUUCGAAGGCAAAGGCCACAUUUCCUCACGUCAACUCCGGCCCGUCCUCGAAGCGCUCGCAUGACGCCACAGAGCCCUGAAUCUCCAACGAGACCCAGCGUACCCUCGACCUCAUACAGAGAUCUCCGUGCUCCACCUGCUCCCCAGAGUUUAGAAGACGAAUUCUCCCGCGAACGGCACCUUGAGGCUGGGGACAAGGAUGUGCUGGACGCCGCACGCGCCCUGAUAGAGGCCCGCGAAUUUCGCCGUGCUGCGAAACUCUUGGAGCACCAUGCCAGCUCAAAGGCAAAAUAUCUGUACACAUACAGUCGCUUUCUCGUACGCUGCUAUGACUCUCGAGGACCUGAACAGGAUGAUUUAUCUAGCUAUCUAGGCCAGCGAGAGUGAUUACUUUCGAGACUGGUAUCUAAGCGACUACUCGAGGGUCCCGCCCAUCGAGCCGGCCAAUCUUGAACUCGUCGAGAUAAUGCUGGAAGUCUCGGGGAAAUCUGACCCGUGGACGCUCUUUCUAAAGGGUCUUUUCUUUCUGCGUUGUGGCUGCAGAGCAGAAGGCAUAGAAAACCUGAUCCUGGCUAUCGAGAAAGAGCCUUGGCUAUAUCCAGCCUGGAUGUUGCUUCAGGCUCAUGUUAGAGAC
Schizophyllum commune H4-8 is the source of this 877-nucleotide messenger RNA. RefSeq lists its product as uncharacterized. The transcript has 4 exons. The record is from RefSeq and is a predicted model, not a curated record. Gene Ontology annotation, molecular function: protein binding. Gene Ontology annotation, cellular component: anaphase-promoting complex. Bases 106 to 630 code for a protein of 174 amino acids. Lineage: Eukaryota; Fungi; Basidiomycota; Agaricomycetes; Agaricales; Schizophyllaceae.